GCUGUUUCCUGCAUCAUCAACACAAAGGUCUAGUUUGGGCUGUUUAAGGGUGUUUGAGUCCAUUUGAGUGGUCACAGAUUCCUCUUGUUGACUUUUGAAGCUGAUAACAUAUGGUUGAAUGUACAAUACACAAACGUAGUCUGCAGAGAGUUUUUAAGUUGUACUGCAAGUCUUUAUUCUUGUUGAAGGCAGGUGUGAAAUGAAACAGCUUCCUGUUUAGGUGUCAGUAAAAAACACCUCUCAUUCUGAAGAUCACAGCUCAUCUGUAAAGACGUACUGUCCAACAUAAGAGCCAAAUAUGGAAUUAGACAAUUUUUAUCAAAAUGUUGGACGCAGAAAUAUUAAGGACACAUUUAAACCUCGAACACUGAAUCACAGGCAGGAUGAAGAGCGCAGAGGAAGUAGAUGUUUGGUGUUGAUGACAGUGUGUCUCGGGCUCAUUUGUGUUCUUCUGCUGGUCAUCAUCAUCUUCAUCACAGCAGAGAGAGAAUCUCUGGUCAAGAGUUACAAGAACUCAGUUGAAGAGAUCAAUCAGACCAUCAACAGCUUACAGGAGAAUUACACUGAACUAACACAGAAGAAACUGGAGUUAGAAAGCAAAGUCACAUCUUUGAGUGAUGACCUGACAAGAGAAGCUUCUAAACGAGGUUAUUUUUUUUUCAUAUCCCAUGAGUUGAAGAGCUGGUCUGAGAGCAGGCAGUACUGCAGGGAUCGAGGAGCUGAUCUGGUCAUUAUCAACACUGAAGAGAAGCAGAGGUUCAUAUCUUCAUUCGCUAAGGAGAGAGUGUGGAUUGGUUUGUCUGACAUUGAGAACAAACACAGAAUGAUAUGGGUGGAUAAUUCAACACUGAAUCAAGGGUUUUGGUUCAAAUAUGAGCCGAAUAACUAUGAAGGAAAUGAGGACUGUAUUGAACUGAACCCUACAAAAGACCCUGUGAACAACUGGAAUGAUCAACCAUGCUCUCACAAGAGGAAAGGGAUUUGUGAGAAAUAGUCGUCUGUUUUUGCUUCUAUUAUUUCAUUGAAUCAUUUUUAUUGUGCAUGUACAAUUUCUGCCAGCAGAUGUUCAUAUGAAUUUGUUAUAAGGAAAAUGUCAAUAUGAUAUUAUUCUAGCUGUUAUCAUGCCUCUUAUUUGUUAGUCUGAAGUGUUGAAGUGAAAAUUACAGUAAACUACCGAAGUCUAAAGUGUCCCAGAUUGCACUGAUUCAUUGAUUCUGAUACUGAGUGUCUGUGAAACUGCCUUUGUGUUGUAUUUCUUUCACUUUCCAUAAAAUGGUCAAUAACCAUUAUUAAUUGACUAAAUUGUAUUUUAUUUUUGUUUUGUUUUCAAGUUAUUUUAAUUUAUUAAUGUACUAAUAAACGCAUUAG
Megalobrama amblycephala (Wuchang bream) is the source of this 1368-nucleotide messenger RNA. Its product is annotated as CD209 antigen-like protein C. The record is from RefSeq and is a predicted model, not a curated record. The coding region runs from base 299 to 994 and encodes 231 amino acids. Lineage: Eukaryota; Metazoa; Chordata; Actinopteri; Cypriniformes; Xenocyprididae. Gene Ontology annotation, molecular function: fucose binding; D-mannose binding. Gene Ontology annotation, cellular component: external side of plasma membrane. Gene Ontology annotation, biological process: biological process involved in interspecies interaction between organisms. The transcript is spliced from 5 exons.